AUGGAAGACAAGGGCCGUCUCGCCGCCGAGCUUCAGCAGGUGAUUGAGAAAUACAAUAAAGAUGACCCUGCCAGCUGGAUGCAACUGGAAGAUGCCCUGGAAAAGGUGCGUCGGGAGCUCGUGCCUCCUCACAUCUUUACAAUGAAACAGCGACUUCAGACAGUGAACAACGUUUGCAUCGUGGUGGCGCAUGAGAUGGGCCUGCUGCAGACCUUGGCUGCCAACGAAGGCAAGAGUCUGACUGCUGAGGACUUGUCUAAGGCCUCCGGGUACAAUGCCGGCCUUAUUGCUCGAGUGAUGCGCAUGCUAACAGCCAUCGGCUUUGCAAAUGAGACCGGGUAUCAGACUUACACGGCAAAUGGUUGUACCUUGGCUCAAAACACGGCAGGCGCUAUUGGAGGCAUGAUUAUCUCGUUGAGUGUUCCCAAAUCUCGCAAUGACAUUGUCUUCCCCGUUGCAAGUCAAAUCCGGCAAUAUCUCCGGCAAAACAAACCUGUUGAUAUCAGCAAAACGCCCCCAGCAUACGAUUUCGCGAUGGGGGAGGCCAUCUGGCAAACGCUAGCGAAAGACACCGAGUGGAAAACAGGCUUUGACGACAAUAUGACCGUUCGGAACAAGACGCUCUCUGUUCCAUGGCAUGUGAAAUAUCCGGUUGGGGAGAAAUUAGCCGGACAGACAGUGUCGACAAAGCCGAUUAUUGUUGAUGUGGGUGGUAAUCAGGGGGUAGAUCUACAGCGCUUUGCGGAUACAUUCCCUGAGCUAGACUGCGAGCUGAUCUUGCAGGACCUCCCGGAGACUAUAGCUAGGAUUCCUGGAGAGCUUGACUCUCGAAUCAAGCCGACUGUGCAUGACUUCUUUACAGAGCAGACUUCAAAGGGUGCUGAUAUAUACUACCUCAAAUCGAUCCUUCAUGACUGGGACGACCUCGCCUCCCGCAAGAUCCUUUCCAACAUUGCGAAGGUCAUGCUACCUCAGUCUCGUCUCCUUAUCAAUGAAAUGAUCCUUGCUGAUCUCAAUGAGUCAAUGAUCAGGAGUAAUAUGGAUAUGCUUAUGCUGUUCUUCACGAACGGGAUGGAGCGUACCCAGAAACAGUGGAAUGAGCUGUUGGCCGCGGUGGAACCACCUCUCAAGCUCGUUCAGGUCUGGUCAGCUCCCGGGGAUCAACAAUGUGUCAUGGAAACUCGUCUGGCGGAGUAG
Messenger RNA from Aspergillus bombycis, 1197 nucleotides. RefSeq lists its product as uncharacterized. The transcript is spliced from 5 exons. Gene Ontology annotation, molecular function: O-methyltransferase activity. Bases 1 to 1197 code for a protein of 398 amino acids. The record is from RefSeq and is a predicted model, not a curated record. Lineage: Eukaryota; Fungi; Ascomycota; Eurotiomycetes; Eurotiales; Aspergillaceae.